Capsicum annuum is the source of this 1193-nucleotide messenger RNA. RefSeq lists its product as uncharacterized. Gene Ontology annotation, cellular component: endoplasmic reticulum; endoplasmic reticulum membrane. The record is from RefSeq and is a predicted model, not a curated record. Gene Ontology annotation, biological process: endoplasmic reticulum to Golgi vesicle-mediated transport; intracellular protein transport. Lineage: Eukaryota; Viridiplantae; Streptophyta; Magnoliopsida; Solanales; Solanaceae. Bases 658 to 984 code for a protein of 108 amino acids. The transcript has a single exon.
AACUAAAAAAAAAAACACUAAUGCACAUUUUGAUUAAAGGAAACAAAAGUUAAAAGCAGAAACCAAAAAAUGGGUUUUGCUUAAAGAAAGUUUUCAUUUUUUCUUAUUAGCAACUAAUUCCAUGGAUCUGCAGCUCAAAACCCUCUACAUUUUCUACUAAAGUAACUAGCUUUAUCCUUCUACACUUCCUUAGAUAUUAGGUUUCUUAUUAUUAGACAUCUUUCACUUCUAGUUCUUUUUUUUUUUUUGUGAUCUUGUUAUCAUACAGGGAAUUCUUUAUUUGGGGUUUUGAGCUUGUUAUAUGUUGAAGAAAUUUUUCAUUUUUCAGAGUGGGGUUUUAGGUAAAGGAAGUUUGAAGGUAUAAAAAGGGUUGAAUCUUUUUAGUGUAAAAAUAUGAUUCAGUUGUUGUUUAUGGUUCUUUGUUUGGAGGUAUGGUGGCAUUUCUUCUAAUGGUGAAGAUUGGGAGGGAACUGGUAAUGAAGUGUUUGGAUCAGGUGAAUAUUAUAUAUGACAAAUAGUUCAGGUGGCUAAAAAUAAGCAUGCUAUUGAAAUUUUGCAUUGUCAGUAUUACUUAUUUCUUUGUAUGCUAAUUUAUCUGCAUUUGAAGUGCAAUACCUCAUAGGGUUUUCUCUGUUUCUUGGAUUCUUAAUUGAUCGUAUGCACCAUUACCUUCGUAAGCUGAUUGUAUUGCGGAGUAGUGCAGGAUCUUCAAAGAAAGAAUUUGAAAGGCUUGAGAAAGAAAAGCUGCAGCUUAAGGAGAAAGCAGAUAAAGCUGCGGAGGAAAUAAAACUGUCGCAGAAAGAAAUCUCUAGUUUAACAGAGAUGUUGAAGAAGGUUAAGUUGCAGUCAGAUGAGAAAGACAAACGUGUUGAAACUGCGGAAGCUCAUGUUGCUGCUCUCCAAAAACAAGCAGCAGAUCCACUUUUAGAAUAUGACCGCCUAUCUUCAGAAUCAAGCUCAUGGUUCUCGGAGUUGAGAAAAUAGACAGAAUUAGUUGGUUCAAAUUUUUUAACUUUUUGAUACCUGGCUGUGUUGAUCGAACAUAAUGUGCCGGCAUGUCUUGACCCUUCUUUUAGCAGAAGGGAUUUUGGGAAUUGUUGUUUAAUCGUUGAGAAUCUUUUAGUAUAGUUUUUUAGAUAUUCACAUUGUUAAAUUUCACUAUGAAGGGGUUGUUUGAAUGGGAUAGACAAAGU